This is a messenger RNA of Chara braunii, 1656 nucleotides long. Lineage: Eukaryota; Viridiplantae; Streptophyta; Charophyceae; Charales; Characeae. The record is from the annotation of a GenBank genome assembly.
UUUGGUGACUGCAAAGGACUUCAUGAAGAGCACAUCACACUCUCGAGAGAAAAAAGGAAGUCCGCCUUAUGUGACUCCCAUAACAACGAUCACCGCAUUGAUCAUCGAUGCAAGGGACACUUGAUGCUGGUCAUCUCCCAACACAAGAGAGUACGCAAGCUUCAUCAAGUGAGUUGGUCAUCUCGGACAUUCGAUCCAAGCAGUACGAGUGUCAUGUAGACGGGCACUUAUGGACUCCAUCAGGACCUGCCUGGGAUGUGCCAUCGACUAUAGUGAGAAGGCCACAGUCCACAAUGUCGCGUGACCUGUCCACAAGAAGAGGUAAGAGUGGGCGUACUACAAUUUUCACAAAGGAACCCCGCCCUCUGCUACCCACAGUUCAGGAUGUUGAGGAUGGUAGCUCGGAAGAUAUAGAAGAUGAAGUAUACGAGAUGCCUCCCGACAAAUCACCGUUGCUUCCUUUCCAUGGCGAAACGAAUGUCAAAGACAUUGUCGAUGUACGUAGAGAUGAUAACAGCAAUGAACUUGAUGGCGCGCCUUCUCCAACUACCAUGCGGAGGAGCAUUCUUGAAGGGCAGAGGGAACGGAAGCAUCCGCGCGUGGUGGCGUUUGGGUUCGAUGAAGAGGUGAGACAUAAUAUUAUAGUUGAUGGAGCUGUUGAAGGUCGGGAUGGAGCUGUAGAAGGUCGAGGCAAAGGGAGAAAACAAAAGUCAGCCCGUGGAGGUGUGAUGGAGAAGAAUCGUACGAUAAGGAAGGAGGACAUACUUGCUCAAGCAGAAAAUCACCUUGUUACAAAUCUUGUGUGUCACUCGCUUCGUGAAAUUGCAUUGUCACGAAAGGUCAAGUCCAUCAACUAUGAUGAGGGUUUUUUUCUUGAGUACGACACGGAGAGGAAGGCAUUAACCAAUCUGCCACAGGUGCUUAUUGACGUAAGCAGAGUCUUGGACAUACCACCACAGGAGACAAUGUACAACCACCGACCACUCGAGCGAGAGCGUGUUGUGGGGAUAAAACUGGUAAUUGAGGAAUCUUAUGAGGGUCAUGGACAAUGGAGGAAGUCAGACCUCAUUGUCGCACGUAUUGUUUCCCCGCGUCUUGACAACGGUGGAAAAGCACAGCGCGAGCUCAAAGGUGUAUCGUCGUCGCUGCGUGGAACUGUGGCGUCAAUACGGAAGUUAUGGCUGGACAUGGAAAAACUGGAGGCCGUGUACGGAAGAGCUGAUUCCACGUUCAUCGUUUGUAAGCUUGACGAUGAUGAUGUGAAGAGGAACACAGUCCGUGUGACAACGACCGAUAUCACGGACAUCAUGGCCGCAAUCAAGGAAAGAGCGAAGUACAAAGAAAUGACAGCAACAGGAAAACACAAUGAGGUGUCUCAGGAUCUUGACAAGUUACGAGAACAAGAGCAUCGAGUAUUCAGAAAGAACGUGGUGGACAAGAAAUUCCCGCAAGCGAAAUUCGCGGAUGAGGAUCUCACUGGUGUAAAAGUUCUUGCGUAUGGGACAGGGAGAGAUGUAGUGAGAAUGUUCGUAAAUUCUGUGAGCAUUUCGUACAAGUUGGGGACAUUGUCCUUAUGCUAGGACGACCUCAAGUUGGUGCCGUGUGGGGGGUGGUUUCAUCAGGAAGGCACAUUAUCGCUAUUGAUGCGGAGCCCGU